AAUCUCGCCAUGAAGGGCGGCAAGAAGCAGCUCCAGAAACUGGAGUCCAGGGUGCGUGAGCUAGAAGCUGAAGUUGAGGGUGAGCAGAGACGUGGAGCUGACGCAAUUAAAGGUGUUCGCAAAUAUGAGAGGAAAGGGAAGGAGCUGACCUACCAGACUGAGGAGGACAAGAAGAAUGUGGCGAGACUUCAAGAUCUGGUGGACAAGCUGCAGCUCAAAGUCAAGGCUUACAAGAGACAGGCUGAGGAGCCUGAGGAGCAGGCCAACACUCACAUGUCCAGGCUGAGAAAGGUUCAGCAUGAGCUGGAGGAAGCUCAGGAGCGUGCUGACAUCUCUGAGUCCCAGGUCAACAAGCUGAGAGUCAAGAGCCGUGAUGCUGGAAAGGGAAGUGACUCCGCUGAGUGAAAAACCAGAUCCGGCUGAGGCAUGAGUUCAUCCAAUAUGAACCACUGAGAUUUUCCACUGGAAAU
Molecule: messenger RNA, 470 nt
Organism: Etheostoma cragini (Arkansas darter)
Lineage: Eukaryota; Metazoa; Chordata; Actinopteri; Perciformes; Percidae
Product: myosin-7-like
Exons: 5
Coding region: 10-405 (131 amino acids)
Cellular component (GO): myosin complex
Source: RefSeq, a predicted model, not a curated record